AUGUGGCUCUUUGGAUUCCUGUUCACAGUCAUCUUAUGUGUAGCCAAGUGCACGGAGGGGGAUGUUUCUGUAGAAGCAGCAUUUCAAGGACGUUGUGGCCACGGCAGUCCCUGCGAACAGUUGUGCUACGAGUUGCACGACGGCAUGUACGAAUGCGACUGCUCGGAAGGAUUCGAGCUGCACAGAAAUGGCUAUAGUUGCCAAGAAAUCAACUCUACCUCCAGCGACGACAACUCAUCCAAUGGCGAAGAAGACGUCCUGUAUCAGCGCGGUGCGUCGUUUAGCGCCAAACUCGACAUAUCUGAUCUGCACAUAUCGAUGAAAUCAUACGAUGAUGGCGAAACGGAAGUAACGGACGAUGAUGCUGACGCAGGAGGCGAAGUCGAAGUCGCCAAUCCGUCCAACCGGUUGACAGCCAGCAAAGGUCGUCGGCCGCCAAGCAGCAAUCCAAACAGCAUCGUCGGCAGCGAGCUGGCCAGGCGAAAAACUGUUCAUAAUUGGAAGACCGAGGCCUCGAAGCAGUCUUCGAAUGCGAACGACGCUUGGAGCCUCGUCCAAGCAAAGCCACAUCUCGGCAAGUCGAGUCGCAACGAAAAAUCCGUCCACAGCGGUGGGUCAUCAAUGGUUGUGGCUUCCGGCACUAGCAACCGGCACGAUCAUCAACCACAACGAGCGCAGCAACAAACACCACAGAAACCAUCCGGCAGUGACCGGCGAAAAUCUAACACAACUGAUAGCGGCGGCGGGGUGACCCAUGACGGAAGCAGAAGCAAUAUGCCUCUGGCAGGUGAUAUGGAAAUCAGCGGCAUAUCAUUACGCUCGCCUGUCACCGAUCGCGGGAAUGACGCUGACGGAGCAUCGUCCUUAAUGGCAGAGCCAUCAGCGUCUCGUGAUGUGCUGGAUGCAUCGGAAAUACGAGCCCUGCCACUGUCGAUGGCAACCUCAAUGGAGGAGGAGACCAGCGGAUUGCGCGAAGCAAAGGAUCUCAUCCCGCAAAAAGUUACGGUAGAUAACCUGCCUGAACAGGGAUCGCGCCUUUUUUCGGUUACUGCCGAGGAGGUUGAAAAUAGUACGCAGCCAGUGCCAGACGGUACGGUGAGGGAACCGUGUACGUUCGACUGUGGUCCCGAAGGCGUUUGUCAUGCUGGUGUUGAAGGAGCUCCAUUCACGCACUGCUUGUGUCCAUUCGGGAAAAGCGGAAACCGAUGCGAAGAAGAUACGAAAGUUAACACGCCACGCUUCAAUAAACGAUCGUGGGUCGCAUUUCCCGCCUUACGAGGAGCGUACAAACAUGUUCAGCUGCAUGUCGAAUUUCGCCCUGAAUCGUUUGAUGGCGUUUUGUUGCUUACGGGUGAACGAGACGAUUUAACGGGAGACUUUAUGGCGCUGCUGUUACAUCAAGGUUUUGUAGAGUUCUGGUUCGACUGCGGUUCUGGCAUGGGGCGCGUCAAGUCAGAGGAAACAAUCGUGCUGAACCAAUGGAACACGAUUACCAUCUAUCGUCAUCGCUGGGACGCAUGGCUGGUGCUGAAUCAGGGCAACCGUGUGCAGGGUCGCUCAAAGGGAUUGUUUUCACGCAUCACAUUCCGGGAACCGGUUUUCCUCGGAGGAUAUGGCAACAUCACCGGAUUAGACCGGAAGCUACCCGUCAGCACCGGCUUUACCGGAUGUAUUCGAAAGUUUGUCACUAAUGAUCACGAUUACAACUUCCAGCAGACCCCCCUGGGGGACGUUUCACAUGGGUUCGAUAUUCAGGAAUGUAUAACCGAUCGGUGCAGUCGCUAUCCUUGCCAGCACGGUGGCAAGUGCCUCCCGUCCGAUGAUGGUGCCAUCUGUCUCUGUCCGUUGGGAUUUGGCGGUGAUUUAUGUGAGAUGCGACUGGAUUUACAGGUACCAUCCUUCAACGGGUCGUCAUAUUUGCGCUAUGCUCCUCUUGGUGAUAGCUGCAUCAUUUGGUUUGAGUUAAAGAUCAUCAUCAAGCCACUUCUGGAGGACGGCUUGCUGCUGUACAGUGGGCACCAUGAGUACGGUGAUUACAUUUCGCUCUGCCUCAACAUGGGCUUCGUCGAAUUUACGUACGAUUUGGGCAGUGGGCCAGCUACUGUCAGGAGCGAAUUUUCUCUAACCAUGGGACAGUGGCACACAAUCAAAGUCUCUCGCACUUCGAGGUUGGCUGUUUUGAAGAUCGAUCAGCUACCGGAGGUGAUGACGGUGUCGCCGAAUGGAUUCUGGCAUCUGUCGCUACCACACAGCCUGUAUCUCGGUGGUGUUCACAAUGUCCACACGCUACCGAUGAGCCUGCGGGAUAAGGGUGCGUUCGCCGGUUGCAUCCAGAAGGUCGACAUCAACGAUCGCACGAUUUCGAUCAUCUCCGAGGCGCUCGGUGGCUCGAACGUGGAAAACUGUCCGCACGCUUGCGUGGCCCGGCCGUGCGGCCCGCUGGCCAAGUGCGUCCCGAACCUAGACACGUACGAGUGCCAGUGUAACCCGCAAAAUCAGCAGUGCAACAAGGCUGAAGAGCUACCGUCGGAGGUAAUCGAACGGCAGCAGCGGCUGCUGAUGCGGAAGCAGCAACAGCAGGAGCUGCAACGAGUGCAGACACCACCGACGAGGGCGACCGCAACAGUGCCAGCAGCACCGGAAGACAGCACUCUGCCGCAUGAUAAUAACCCUUCGGAUGGUGGUGAGGUUAGCUCGGAAGAGGCGAGCGACGGGACGUACAAUGAUUAUUACGAGGACGGGCAGCAGUCGGAAGAGGAAGAAAAGGGGAAAUCAACGCCAGGAGCAUCCACGCCCUCGGGUGGGACCGACCCGCAAAGGGUGGGACGGGAUCCAUUUGGGAGACAAUCGAAUGACGAGGUGGUGCCGGAAACGCACAGCAGGCACCCCGGAUAUGGUGGCCACGAGGAAGCCAAGCUCGGCGGCGGUGGUGGUGCCGUGGCUAAUGAGAGCUUGGUUAGCGAUCGAUAUCACCGCACGGCGCUCGCCGAUGACGAACAAGCAUAUGCAGGUGGCGGAGGCGACGCUUUGGCUGACAUAAUGUUGGACGGUGGCACGGACAGAAACCACAGGGCCACGUUGGUCACCGAGCUGGCAGGGUUUGGAGAGAGGAGCCCGGGGCAUUCGGCAGCAAAACAGCACCACAAUCAGCCACCGAGGGACGGGACGGAACAGAAACGGGGCGGUGGAGGAACCCGCGUGGUUGAUAAGGAUGUCACGGUUGCGAGUGUCAGUGACAGCGGGCCCGCAGACCAAUCAUCGACCGACGAAGACGCUGACAGUAAUGGCAGCGAUGAGGCGUACGAUAGCGCUGGGAGCGAUGGGAAGGAUUACGAACAACAUGGCGACCGGAUACCUUACCGGCCCGAUUUCUUGCUCCACCGGCCCACCGGUUGGAGGGGACGAAAGGCACGGCCCGACCCGGCGGAGCCGGAGAUCGAUGAGUCACUGAUCGAGGAGAUGAACAGAAUUAUGAAAAAUCACAACGACGGUGCGGACGACGCCGAGAGCUUCUGGGGUGUCGCGGCUGAGGACGAUGAGCCAGGCACAGGCGGCGGCGGCGGUACGCGCACUGAUCGAGGUGAAGCGUCGGACAUCAACGACGAAGACGAUGUGCCGGUGUCGGAUGACGACCAUUACGGUGGGCAGCAGCACCCAGGCGGCCAUCAUCGACGACGAAAUGGGGCGGAGCCCAUUUUCCACGGUUCAGCGGUGCGGGACUGGGGACGGUUCGCUUCCUCGCAUCAGCAAUCACAGCUGUCACCCGGGAAAUCCGGGGACGAGUUUCAGGACGACGACGACGACGACCGGGACGACGGGGACGGGGACGACGACGGGGACGACGUCCUGCGCAGCGUGAAGUAUAAAAACAAAUACUUCCGGAAGUACCAAGGCGCGUGCUUUACCGGCACCGACAGCUACUUUCACUACAGCGACGCGGAGACCAUGCGGCGCGUCAUCAGCUACGAGAUUGAUUUGAAUCUGCGCUUCAAAACCCAUUCCAGCAGCGGGCUGAUUCUCUGGACCGGACGCCACAGUGCGCUCGAAGGCGACGAUUUCCUCUCGCUGGGCAUCGAAAACGGAUUCCUACAUUUGCGGUACAAUCUUGGAUCCGGCGAAAUAAAUAUCAAAUACAAUGCAACGAAAGUUAGUGAUGGUUUGUGGCAUCGUGUACGAGCGUUAAGAAACUCGCAGGACGGAACGCUGAAAGUAGACGGUGGAAAGCCAAUCACUAGAAGAUCGCCCGGUAAGCUGAGGCAGCUCAACACGGAUACCGGGCUCUAUGUCGGUGGGCUGCCGGCUGCGGUGCAUUAUACUCGCCAACGAUACCGGUCUGGUAUCAUGGGCUGCAUAUCGGAGCUAAUACUGGCCGGUGAGCUUCGCCUGAGUUUCGACGCAACGAUAUUGGGUACGGCUCACAAUGUCGAACCGGGUGCUCCAUGA
Molecule: messenger RNA, 4443 nt
Organism: Anopheles cruzii
Lineage: Eukaryota; Metazoa; Arthropoda; Insecta; Diptera; Culicidae
Exons: 17
Coding region: 1-4443 (1480 amino acids)
Molecular function (GO): calcium ion binding
Source: RefSeq, a predicted model, not a curated record